Messenger RNA from Coffea arabica (coffee), 897 nucleotides. The record is from RefSeq and is a predicted model, not a curated record. NCBI's taxonomy places the organism in Eukaryota, Viridiplantae, Streptophyta, Magnoliopsida, Gentianales, Rubiaceae.
AUGAGUACUUUUGCUGCCAACUUUCCAAUUUUAGCACUAAUGUUCUUCCAAGUACCCACCACAAGCCCUUACAGAGUUGUUUCCGUUUCUGAUAGCUCUGAUCAGUCGUCCACCGAAGCCCCUAAGAUAAAGAAAGAAGAAGACAUUCCAGACGGGAAGGAACAGGGUGAGAAUGUCCUUAAGAGCUGUAUGAAGAAGGCCCCUACAAGACCUUCUGAUCCUUUAAAAGAGGUUGAAAAGAAGAGAGUGCAAUGGAUGGAUAACUUAGGAAAAGAACUUGUUGAGAUCAAGGAAUUUGAAUCCAGAAAGAAAGAAAUUCCAAAAUCUCUGAAUAUGGGGUGUUUUGAUGUCAUUGGCUGCAGUGAGACAGGGGAAAAUGAUUUUGAGGAGGAAAACAGAGGUUGUGUCUGUGUCAUCCUCUGAUGCUGCUUAGCAAACGUCAUCCUUAAACCCUCUCUUAGCCAGCUUUUUGGUGCAAUUUGGAGGGAAGGGCUGCAUCCUGCACGAUCAACUCGAAGACGAAGAUGAGCUUGAGUUGGUUAUUCUAGGACUAGCUUUGAAUUAAAUCAGAGAAGAGCUAUGUCAUAUCUGUGUUUCAUCAUCUGAAUACAAUUUAUUUGUCUACUCCUCAAUCCUCUGUUCAUCUUAAAUCAACAUUCCAUUACUUCUCCAACUUCCGCCUGGGCGCAGUUGCAAUUUGCAAAUGAAUAAGGAAUCUCAUUUGAGCACCCAGUUGUAUUCGCAAUUAGCCAUUCUUCCAAACAAGCUUUCUCUGUAGUUAUAUGCUUGAUUCCCUUGAUGACAAUGAAUAUGGAAUCCCAGAAAGAAAUGUUCAUCUUUCUAUCUGUUAUGACUGACCUGCCUUUCUUUCUUUUGUCGAAUUGAUUCUUUAUUUUA